ACCGAUCGGAACCGACUAUUUUUUUUAGGCCGGUCGGACGGCUGCGCUCGGCGGCAAAGCUGGAAGGAGGCGGCGGAGAGCAGAUAUGCACGCAGCGGGACGGCUUUUACGUCACUCGCGUGAGAUGCGAUGAGGCGAUGAAGAAGAUGAUGAUGGCCCAGGGCGAGAAAGACCCGAAACACGCCAGCCGGGUCGUGCUGGUCAAGAGGAUCAUAAUGAAGCACGACAGUCCGGUCCAGCAGGGCAUCGGGAAGCCGAGCGUCUAUCACGCCGUGGUGGUCAUCUUCCUGGAGUUUUUCGCCUGGGGUCUCCUGACCACGCCGAUGCUCACCGUUUUGCACGAAACGUUCCCCAAACACACGUUCCUGAUAAACGGCCUGAUUCAGGGAGUGAAGGGUCUGCUGUCGUUCAUGAGCGCUCCGUUAAUCGGCGCCCUGUCGGACGUCUGGGGCAGACGCUCGUUUCUGUUGGUGACCGUGUUCUUCACGUGCGCGCCCAUCCCCCUCAUGAGACUCAGUCCAUGGUGGUACUUCGCCAUGAUCUCCGUGUCCGGAGCCUUCUCCGUCACUUUCUCGGUGAUCUUCGCGUACAUCGCAGACGUCACGGACGAGCGCGAGAGGAGCACGGCCUACGGACUCGUUUCUGCGACGUUCGCGGCGAGCCUGGUCACGAGCCCGGCCAUCGGAGCGUACCUGUCGGCCAGCUACGGUGAUAACCUGGUGGUGCUGGUGGCGACUCUCAUCGCUCUGGCCGACAUCUGCUUCAUCCUGCUGGCCGUCCCAGAGUCGCUGCCGGACAAGAUGAGGCUGAACACGUGGGGAGCGCCCAUCUCCUGGGAGCAGGCCGACCCAUUCGCUUCUCUGCGCAAGGUCGGGCAGGACACGACCGUUCUGCUCAUCUGUAUCACAGUGUUUCUGUCCUAUCUGCCCGAGGCGGGACAGUACUCCAGCUUUUUCCUCUACCUGCGUCAGGUCAUUAACUUCUCGCCCAAAACGAUCGCGGUGUUCAUCGGCGUGGUGGGAAUCCUCUCCAUCCUGGCGCAGACGCUGUUUCUGACUUUAUUAAUGAGGACCAUUGGGAACAAGAACACGGUUCUUCUGGGUCUGGGUUUCCAGAUCCUCCAGCUGGCCUGGUACGGUUUGGGGUCCGAGCCGUGGAUGAUGUGGGCGGCUGGUGCGGUGGCGGCCAUGUCCAGCAUAACGUUCCCUGCAGUGAGCGCUCUAGUGUCCCGCAGCGCAGAUCCAGAUAAACAGGGUCUGGUUCAGGGCAUGAUAACAGGGAUCCGGGGGCUCUGUAACGGUCUGGGCCCAGCGCUGUACGGCUUCGUUUUCUUCCUCUUUAAUGUGGAGUUGAGCGGGAUCACCUCCAUCCAGCCCGAUUACUCCAUCCCACUACAGACCUCACAAGAGACCACAAUCCCGGGUCCUCCGUUCCUCCUGGGUGCCUGUACGGUGGUGGUGGCGUUUCUGGUCGCCUUCUUCAUCCCGGACCACCCGACCCCCCCAGCGACGCCCUGCCCAACCCGCAAGAGCAGCGCGAGUCUGGCCGGCGCUCACACCAACACACCGCUUCCGGGGAGCGACGAGGACUUCGAGCCGCUGCUGGAGGACAGCAACGUCUGAGACCCAAAAUAAAAUCCCACGUCAAGGGCGUCAACACACACCGCAAACCCUCCUCCUGUCAGCGACCACCAUUCGAGAGCGUGCAGUGUUUAUUCUUUGCGUCGUUUACGACAAAACGGUUAUUGGUUUUGAACUCAGAGGCUUUUUUAUUAAGCGUUUUUACGGUGUUUAAACAUGAAAUCAACACACUAAGGGCUCAAUCAGCGAGAUCGGAUGCGUUCGGUUCGAUUGAGUUUUAUGUAUAUAGAUAUUUGGGGGCGAAGUGCAGUAAAGUUUAUUGUGUGCGGAGUUCGUGGUGGCUUGAAGCUUAUCGCCGCUGUCGUGAGAUCGAAGAAGCAGCGGGGGAAUUUCAUGAAAAUGCGGUUUAGCGAGCCGAAGAACAAAAUAAAGCCUGUUUUUGGACAUUCCUUUCAAGCACAUUUUCUCCCUCCUAAAAACGGGCUUUAUUUGCACGAAGCGAACCAUUUUAAACGGGUUUCGUACAAUUCUCCCAAACGCUGAUUUUUUUAUACCGCAUCGACGGAGCGACGGUUCUUUACGCAAGCCUUAAAGCCGCACCUCCUGCGGCGUAUCAAGGUUUUAAUAGAUUAGAGAUGCAUCCGGUUGCAUGAACAGUAUUUGUGGCGAUGUUAACCAAACCCGAAACACUAGAGCACCAGCGUUUGGUGUAGUUACUGAUGCUAACGUAGUUCUUCGAGGCCAGUUAGUUGUUUCGGACUCGAUUGUGAAAUUCUUGAAGUGUGUGUGCGCGCACGUGUGUGUGUGUGUGUGUGUGUGUAAAAGUUCUAUGCAGUAGCGAUCAAAAAUGGCAUUAAAUUUAGAAGUAAUCCGAAUCGCGAAUGCCAUUUCAUGUUGAGAAACAUGGGUGUUUAAAAUGACAGUAUUGCUUAAAAUAUUACAUUUGUACAAGUGAAAUUUUACCUUCAUUUUUACUUUGGAGAAAAGAAUUGGCAAAGCGCAUUUGUUAAGAUAUUUUACGCGACAAUAUUUCUAUAUUUCCUUAAGGACAAUUCGUAUUUAUUAAAAAUCAGCCAACAUCUACGUACCAGCUACCUCGUUUUUGGAGGUUUCGGCGAUUUUUGUGAAAUGAGGUUAGAUUCGACCUGACUAUAUUUUUUAUCAGCAUUUCUUGUUGUUGUUUUUAUAGCCACAACGUCACUAUUUUGUUCGCACAUUUUCUCAUACAGUGAGCGUUUUCCAAGCCAAUGAUUUUUGCAUGAACACCCGUAUGAACGAUUCUUUGUUUCCGAGGCCUCUGUCUUUUUUCGUGAACGCUGUGGAGCAUCUCGUUAGAGUCUGAGGUCAUCGUUAGACUGACCCGCGCUCAUUUCCUGUUCCACGCGCGCAUCAUUUCCUCCGCUCGCUGUAUUCCAUACGAAUACGGCGGUUAUUCCAUUCAGAAGAGUUCGCGAACAGAAUCUGAAUAUUUGCUUUCCGCCAUUUAUUCUCCACCCUUGACCCUUUUUCCGCGUGUUUGCAUUAUUUCAGCCGUGUUUAUAAUGCGGCGAUGUGAAACUUUUAACGCUUGAAACUGCGCUGGUGUGUAUUUAUGGCGCGACCGCGGUGGAACCCGAGUAACGGCUCGGCCGCAGCUCCCGCGCUUUUGGGUUUUGUAUUCGUGCACAGCUUCUAACGGCAGUUUUAACAUGUAAUAUAGCAACGAUCAUAUUCAUUAUUUUAGGAUUGUAAAGUAUUGUAUAUGUAUUUAAUAGUAUUACAGAAAAACGUUUACUUGUUGCCAGACCCGCAAUAUUUUUGGAACGGCUAACGCUGCUCCAAAUAAGGUCAAACUAUCGUUAGGAGAAUAACGUUCGCUUUUCCUUUCUAAACUUGUCAAGUAUUUGUGUGUCUUUCAAUGGGAUACACAAGGUGCCUCAAGUGUAAAACAUGUUCAUUUGUAGUAGAUCCGAGUCUGUAAAUACCGGGUACAUUGAGCAGCUGAACUGUACAGGGAUCCUUAUGUAGCUUAUUUAUUGUCAUGUAUUGUGGGAAUCUAUUAAAUAGGUGAAAAUGAAUAGA
This is a messenger RNA of Puntigrus tetrazona (Sumatra barb), 3641 nucleotides long. RefSeq names its product major facilitator superfamily domain containing 14Ba (gene slc71a2a). The transcript is spliced from 12 exons. The record is from RefSeq and is a predicted model, not a curated record. Gene Ontology annotation, cellular component: membrane. Lineage: Eukaryota; Metazoa; Chordata; Actinopteri; Cypriniformes; Cyprinidae. Gene Ontology annotation, biological process: transmembrane transport. Bases 138 to 1622 code for a protein of 494 amino acids. Gene Ontology annotation, molecular function: transmembrane transporter activity.